Enhydra lutris kenyoni (northern sea otter) is the source of this 3332-nucleotide messenger RNA. Its product is annotated as glutamate receptor interacting protein 2. Gene Ontology annotation, biological process: neurotransmitter receptor transport, endosome to postsynaptic membrane. NCBI's taxonomy places the organism in Eukaryota, Metazoa, Chordata, Mammalia, Carnivora, Mustelidae. Gene Ontology annotation, molecular function: protein binding. The record is from RefSeq and is a predicted model, not a curated record. Bases 1 to 3225 code for a protein of 1074 amino acids. The transcript has 25 exons.
AUGGCGGAUCUGUUGGCACCCUGUGCUCCCGUGUUUAACCUUCACAGCCACCCCCUCAGGAGGGCGCUGUCAUUCUUUCCACUUUACAGGUGGGGCCCGAGAAUUUGCAUUUCUGACGAGUGCCCAGGUGAUGCUGACGACGGGCCUUACUCCAAAGGAGGCAAGGAUGCAGGAGGGACCGAUGUGGCCCUGGCCUGCCGCAGACAGAGCAUUCCAGAGGAGUUCCGUGGGGUCACCAUGGUGGAGCUGAUCAAGAAGGAAGGCAGCACACUGGGCCUGACCAUCUCAGGUGGCACGGACAAGGAUGGGAAGCCCAGGGUCUCCAACCUGAGACCCGGGGGGCUCGCUGCCAGGAGUGACCUGCUGAACGUGGGCGACUAUAUUCGGUCAGUGAAUGGGAUCCAUCUGACCAGGCUCCGCCAUGAUGAGAUCAUCACCCUGCUCAAGAAUGUGGGCGAGCGCGUGGUGCUGGAGGUGGAGUAUGAGCUGCCCCCGCCCGCCCCUGAGAACAGCCCAGGGAUCAUCACAAAGACCGUGGACGUCUCCCUGUACAAGGAGGGCAAUAGCUUUGGCUUUGUCCUCAGAGGGGGUGCCCAUGAAGACCUACACAAGACCCGUCCGCUCGUCCUGACCUACGUCCGGCCCGGCGGCCCCGCUGACAGGGAGGGCUCCUUGAAGGUGGGGGACAGGCUGCUCAGCGUUGAUGGGAUCCCGCUGCAUGGGGCCAGCCAUGCUUCUGCCCUUGCCACACUGCGGCAAUGCAGCCACGAGGCGCUCUUCCAGGUGGAGUAUGAUGUGGUCAUCCCAGAUACUGUGGCCAGUGCUUCGGGGCCCUUGAUAGUGGAGAUAACCAAGACGCCUGGGUCAGCCCUGGGGAUCUCACUCACCACUGGCUCCCACCGGAACAAGCCAGUCAUCACCAUUGACCGCAUCAAGCCGGCCAGCGUGGUGGACAGGAGUGGGGCCCUGCAUGCCGGAGACCACAUCCUGUCCAUCGACGGUACCAGCACGGAACACUGCUCCCUGCUUGAGGCCACCAAGCUCCUGGCCAGUGUGGUGGAGAGAGUGCGGCUGGAGAUCCUGCCUGCACCCCAAAGUCGGCGGCCCCUGAAGCCCUCAGAGGCAGUGAAGGUGCAGAGGAGUGAGCAGCCACACCGCUGGGACCCCUGCGUGUUCUCCUGUCACAGCCCCCGGCCCGGCCACUGCAGGACACCCACCUGGGCCACACCUGCUGGCCAGGACCAGAGCCGAUCCUUGUCCUCGACUCCCUUUUCCUCGCCGACCAUGAAUCAUGCCUUUCCCUGCACCAACCCCAGCACUCUUCCCCGUGGAUCCCACCCCAUGAGCCCCCAGACCACAAUGGGAAGGAGGAGGCAGCGAAGAAGGGAACACAAGAGCUCGUUGUCACUGGCCUCCAGUACGGUAGGGCCUGGGGGACAGAUCGUGCACACGGAGACCACGGAGGUCGUGCUCUGCGGAGACCCCCUCAGCGGCUUUGGCCUCCAGCUCCAGGGAGGCAUCUUCGCCACCGAGACCCUGUCAUCCCCUCCCCUUGUGCGCUUCAUUGAGCCUGACAGCCCGGCAGAGAGGUGUGGGCUGCUGCAGGUGGGGGAUCGGGUCCUGUCCAUCAACGGUAUUGCCACCGAGGACGGGACAAUGGAGGAAGCCAACCAGCUGCUGCGGAAUGCGGCGCUGGCCCACAAGGUCGUGUUGGAGGUCGAGUUUGACGUGGCAGAGUCCGUCAUCCCGAGCAGUGGCACCUUCCACGUGAAGCUGCCCAAGAGGCGUGGUGUGGAGUUGGGCAUCACCAUCGGCUCGACCAGCAGGAAGCGAGGAGAGCCCCUGAUCAUUUCUGACAUCAAGAAGGGCAGUGUGGCACACAGGACCGGCACCCUCGAGCCGGGAGACAAGCUGCUGGCUAUCGACAACAUCCGCUUGGACAACUGCCCUAUGGAGGAUGCUGUGCAAAUCUUGCGGCAAUGCGAGGACCUGGUGAAGCUGAAGAUCCGGAAGGAUGAGGACAACUCUGAUGAGCAAGAGACCACAGGUGCCAUCAGCUACACAGUGGAGCUGAAACGCUACGGGGGUCCCCUGGGCAUCACCAUCUCGGGCACAGAGGAGCCUUUUGACCCCAUUGUCAUCUCAGGCCUCACCAAACGUGGUCUGGCUGAGAGGACUGGCGCUAUCCAUGUUGGGGAUCGUAUCCUGGCCAUCAACAGUGUUAGCCUCAAGGGCCGGCCUCUGAGUGAGGCCAUCCAUCUCCUGCAGGUGGCUGGCGAGACUGUCACCCUGAAGAUCAAGAAGCAGCUAGACCGCCCCCUCCCACGACGCAAGUCGGGCAGCCUCAGCGAGGCCAGUGAUGCAGAUGAGGACCCACCUGAGGCACUCAAAGGAGGCCUGCUGGCAGCCCGGUUCUCAACUGCUGUGCCCAGCGUGGAUAGCGCUGUAGAGUCCUGGGACAGCUCGGCCACAGAGGGUGGAUUUGGGGGCCCAGGCUCCUACACUCCACAGACGGUGGCUCGGGGCGUGACCCCCCAGGAGUGGCGGCCCAGCCGGCUGAGAAGCAGCCCCCCACCCACUGAACCCCGGAGGACGAGCUAUACCCCGGCCCCCACGGAUGAGAGCUUCCCCGAGGAGGAGGAAGAGGAGGACUGGGAGCCACCAACUAGCCCAGCCCCUGGCCCUGCCCGUGAGGAGGGCUUCUGGCGCAUGUUUGGGGAAGCGCUCGAAGACCUGGAGUCAUGUGGUCAGUCAGAGCUGCUGAGGGAACUGGAGGCAUCCAUCAUGACGGGCACGGUGCAGAGUGUGGCCCUCGAGGGCAGACCCAGCCACCAGCCCUGGCAGAGGGGCCAGGAGGUACAAGCGUCCCCUGAAGAGAUGCAGGAGCUGUUGCUGCCGACACCCUUAGAGAUGCACAAGGUGACCCUGCACAAGGACCCCUUGCGGAAUGACUUUGGUUUUAGUGUCUCUGACGGCCUCCUGGAGAAGGGUGUCUAUGUCCAUACUGUGCGCCCUGAUGGGCCAGCCCAACGUGGGGGCCUCCGGCCCUUCGACAGGGUCCUUCAGGUCAACCACGUUCGCACGCGGGACUUUGACUGCUGCCUGGCUGUGCCGCUCCUGGCGGAGGCAGGCGACGUCCUAGCACUGGUCAUCAGCCGCAACCCUCUGGCACAGAGCAGCCGAGCCCCGCGAGCACCGGGCCCCAGCAGCCCCCGGAUGCUCUGAAGUCAGCAUGUGGUCUGGACACCCCAGGGGCUGCUGGAGUAGAUCCUGGCCGCCAGACCUGUAACUGGGCUGGAGACCUGGCCGCUCACUCAUCCAUCUGUUCAUCU